Molecule: messenger RNA, 10154 nt
Organism: Amoebophrya sp. A120
Lineage: Eukaryota; Dinophyceae; Syndiniales; Amoebophryaceae
Source: the annotation of a GenBank genome assembly
AUGCAGCACUACGCGAAAAAGACGAAAGAGAAAGUCGGCAUGGUUGGCGAGAAGGUGGUAACCGGCAUCGCGAAAUCCUUGCUGGGCAUUGACUUGUCGAAAGGCUGUCGCGGGAAUAAGGAAGACAAGGACCACAAUGGCGAGUUCAACAGUUUGAUGGGCGACAAUUCGCCGGAGAAUAACAAGUCGAAGAGCAAUAAGACGGCGAAGGAGGAGAAGUCGGACAUCGAGAUGAUUGACGAGCAGUUGCGAAAAUUGCUCGAAAACCGGCCCUCCGCGGAAAACAACCUUUCGGAACCGGCCUGGGCGAACUGGUGGCACCCGACCGCGAGCAUGAUGGGCACGGGGGACAAAGGGAGUCCGAUGAAGAAGAAGUCGAAGGAAGCGGCGCAAAAGUUCACGAACAUGGAGGGCAUGGCGGAGGGGGUGCUGCGGUUGGUCCUGAAAGUGAACGAUCCGGAAAAGACUUCCGUGCCGUUGGAGAAUAAUGAUUUGACGCAACUGGCUAUGACAAUGCACAACUCCCGCCCCUCGGCGCGGGCGAAGCCCGCGACGCGCGAUCAGAGGCCACGCGCGAUCACAACGCGCGCUCAGACGUGCGAAAAUGUGAUGACGUCGGGUCCGUGCUGUUAUGUGUCAGUGUGUGUUGGUUUUCGGCGUGUCAUGGCUUGGAUGCCGUUUAGUUAGUGUGGGCGCUGAGAGAUGUUUGCUGCGCGCCGUUCCAUCUGGGCCCCUGACCGCUGCGGAGCAUGCCGCUUUGCGGAGCACGCCGCUUAGAUACUGAUGUACAGUCAACGACCCCCUACGUCAUUCUCCCCCUCAUUUGUCAUGCAAAAUACCAAAUCCAGUCCUUUCCGUUUUCCUCAAACACUGCCUGCGUGAAAGAUUCCGCAAGCUGAAACAGCACUAGAAUCGGUCGCAAAUUUAUUGUCAUGCAAAAGCUGCAGUUAUGCCAGCACUUGUGUUGCUGUUUAUGCUGUUCAAAUGAGGGGGAGGGGGAGUUGUGCACUCUCAUACUGGCCUGCUUGACCAAGUCCGUGAUCGCGCUGGGGAAAAGGUUGUCGAAGUGGAACGGACUGGAUUUGUCCGCGGUUUUGUCGGAGUUAGCCGACACGGCGGAGCAGCUGCAGAGUUCGGGAAAGAAGUUCAAGCAGGAGAUUUUGGAGGAGAACCAGAAGCAAAACAUCCAAGCGGCGGAGGAGUCCGGCUUCCCAAUCGCGAAGGACAAAGUCAGCAAGGAGCAGUAUGAGAGUCUCAGAAUCGAAAUCGACAAAAGUGAAAUACUUCAGCCAUGCACAAUGAAAUUGCGCAAUGUUGUUCUUGCGCAAAAUAAAACCUGUAUUGGGGAAAAGGGCAAGGGCGUUCGAUUCUGUGGCUGUUUGUGGAUAGAGAUAGAGCAACCCUGCCAAAGAAGUUAGCAUGGCAACAAGGGAUGUCUUCUUUCCCCAAAUACUAGCACGACAAACUGGACCUAGGUGUCUGAUGCGCCGCUUAGUAAUUCUUGCGCUGCCAGUCGUUGUAUCGGUUUUGUGCGACGUGACAAAUGAUUUGUUCAACUUUAUCGAUUUCGAGCCUGAUCAUGGUUCCAUAAGUAUCACACAGAAAAAAGCCGGCAGGGCAUAUUUGCAAUGCAAAAAUAAGCACACAAAAAAAUCUGUAUUGCAUAUGCGAAACAGCACGCUAUGGGGCCACCCAUGACAAAUUUUAGUGUGUAUGUAUUUUUGCAUUACAAAUAUGCCCUGCCAGCUUUUUUCUCUGGGAUAAUAAGCACCAAGAAUCGCUCCACUUCGCGGAAAAGAUUUUGGAGGUAGCGGGUUCCACCGCGCAGCUGUGCACGGAGUUGCAUACGGUGAUUUCUUAUGCAUUGCAAAUAUGUUAUGUCUGGUUCUGGCUCUGGACGAAGAGUCGGGGCUCGUCAUGCACAUUUUGCAUGACCCAUGAGGUCCGUGAUGCUGGUGUUAGCAUCACAGAUUUUUUGAGAGCUUCUUGAUGCUAAUUACGCAUGAUAAAUGGCAUCUCCGCGUGCCAAGAACUGGAUUCCUCUUGCUGCUCAUGCAGCACCGAUAUUUUUAGAAUCCGCAGACAGCAUUACAAGUUCCACUCUUCUAGACAUCCAGGGAUAUUUGCAGUUGAUAUUUCUGAAGCGAUGUUCAAGACCGCGACGGGGCAGAACAUUUCGGACAAGAAUGUGUUGAACAAGAUUCAACAGAAUCAACUUGUGCGGGAGAGGGGGUCGAGUCAAAGCGGGGGGAAUUAUAGCAGCAGUGCGGGUAGUGCAGCGAUGAGCAUGAACAACAAUUCGUCUUCGAAUUCCUCCGACGGGUCCAACAAUAACCACAUCUCCGGUCGCGCGGUUUGCCAGGCGGUCUUCCACUGGUGGCACGCGAAGAAAGCCUGGUUUCUGGAGAAACUGCUCCGGAACUCGCUCUUAGAAGGGCUGGAGGAAACCACCUCGGUCGAGCACCAGCACUACCUCCUGAACCACGAACGGGAAGUUGCGCUGAAGGAGCGGGAAAACAAGGGAGCUGCAAACAAUAGUAGUUCUAUUGGCGACAAUAAAAGCGCUUCGGCUUGUUCGGGGGCAGCAGCCAAUUCCACCGCUGCUGCUGCUCCGUCGAAAACUUCCUCGACGUCUACGGGAAUUCUGUCCGGCUUUUCCAAGAUGUUUGGGUCCACCGCGAGCAAAACGCUUUCUGGUCUGGCGAAAUUCGGGAACACGGACGCGAAUUUGCGGAGCCAGUAUUUGCAAGACCACACGACGAAGCUGCUGUUUCUGAAGUUCCGCGAUUCCAUGGAGGACUUUGCGCAUUUACUGGACGAAACCGUUUUAACCGUGUACGAAAACGAGUCGGUGCUCGCGGUUUCCGAGUGGGUGAAAAUCGGGAAGGAGGUGUUCCAGGAGGCGCGGGACCUGAAAAUGGUGUCCGUGAUGGUAAAUUUCGUGGGCAACGAGUUGAUGGUGAGCAAGUGCGGGAGCGGGACGAAGUUCAACUUCUUCAACCGCAACACCGACUCGGUGAAGCAGUUGGAGGACCAACACCGGAAACGGUUGGACCGGCAGAAGGCGAACAAAAAGAAAAUCCCGGUCACGUCGACCUUCAAAUCCUCGCCCUAUUUCAACUACAGCAAUAUCAAAUGUAAAAGUGUCUGGGUCUGGAAAAAUGCAACUUUGUCAUGCUUGUCUGGCAUGACUCUUAAAUCUGUCAUGCACAUUACCAAAGAGCCCCACUUUUCUGUCAUGCAGAAACUUAGUUUGUCAUACAGAAUAGCCAACACCUAGAAGCUCAGAAACUUGUCAUGCUGAGCCAGCAAUUGUGGCCUCCUCAUGAUAUGCCACACAGCAUCACAAAUUUCCAGACCCAGGCACAUUUGCAUUUGAUAAGCAACUGCAACGAGCAAUUUUUCACCGGGAUCGGGCCCAUCCUCGACUUGCAAAACGAGUCCAUGCGGAUCUGGACCGAGGCGUCCGCGAGCCGGACGGCGGUGCUGAAGGCGAUCGCGAAGAUAUCGUGAGUAAAAACGUCUCCACCCCAUAAUCAAGUUGGGAAUCUAGCAACACAAAUCUCCAAGUUUUGGGAGCUGUGCAUGACAAGUUUCCCUCUCCAGUGUAGUACUGAUUGGCAAGAGAAGCCGCAUGAGAAAGCCACUUUCGCAUCCUGUUUACAGCAUUACAGAUUCCACAACACGAUUGGAAAUGCCUCUCAUGGAGCUGCGCAUUACAAAUGUUCCUGUCAUUGCGCAUUUGCAUGACAACUCUGGUGUGGAGACGUUUUUACACAGGAUAGAAGACGUACGAGCGGGAGAUCGAAAAGGAGAAAACGCCGAAAUUAAAAUUCGACCUCGUGGAGCUGCAACUCCCGUAUUUGCAGGCCUUGGACGACAAUGAGCGGGUGCGGGAAGCUAUCAAAUGUAAAAAUGUCUGGGUCUGGAAGAGUCAUGCUGUUUUUGCAUGACGCAGAAGGUCUGACAUGGAAGCUCUAGCGUCACAGUUUUCGAGAAGCUUCCGCCAUGCGGAAUCCGCAUGACAAAUCCCCCAUUUUGGUGACAGAAAGUGGGUGGGUUUUGCUACCUAUGCAUGAGAGAUUUUUCUGUAUUCAGAAAUGCGCAUCACGUCCAGACCCAGACACUUUUGCAUUUGAUAGAAGCGGACGGCCUCAAACGGAAUUUAGCCGACGAACUGGAGGCAGACCUGGCCCGGGCGGACCAGAAUUUCGCCCGGGUGGCGGAUCGCUACUUCGCGAUCGGGGUCCGGUCGCUCUCCCUGGAUUUGGACCGCGUGGCGCCGCCCGCGUUUCAAUUGUUGACCCGCGGCUCGACCUUCGCGGACCUGCAGGCCCUGCAGGGUCGGAACACGAACUUUGUGCAGGCGGUGCAGGAGAUUUUGAAGGUGAUCCGCGACCACGAGCAGAAGGAGGGCGUCUGGCGCCGGAACAUUUCCAUCUUCGCCGGGCAGAUGUGUCGGCAGUGCGAGCACGAGAACCUGUGCGAGGGGAACAACAUGAAGGACAAGGCGCAGGAGUUUCUCAUGCGGAUUGGCCUCUGCUCUCGGUUUUCGCAGCACACGCGGCGGAAAUUGAUCGGGGACGUGGGGGACAAAGACGGCGCGGAUGGCAGUGGGGUCGUGGAACUGAAGAUGAAGAAGAAGGAGCGGAAGGAAACGCACGCGGAGAUGGUGAAGGAAAAGGACGGGAUGCGGGGCAAGAAGGACGACAAAAAGGCGAAGGAAAAGAUGAAGGAGCUGAAAACGAAGCUGAAAGACCUCCGCAUCGCCGCCGCUGCGGGCAUGGAAAGUUUGGACAAUAGUGACGACGACGCGGACGCCGGAGGGGGCAAUACUGGCAUUACAACAGGUGCUUCCAGUGCCAGUUCGUCUUCAAAGAAGGUGGCAAAAUUUAAGAAAGACGACGAUGAGGACAAGCCAACCAUUUUGAAUUUCCCGAUCGAAAUGCCUGUUGUCGUCACGAAGAUUCACUACACGCUGGACGAAUUCCCCAUGAUCGAAGAAUUGCUCGAUUCCAUAUGAGAGUGCAGAAUUCCUCCUCGCUGUCAUUUAAAUUGCAUAAGCAGCAACUACACAAGUGAGUGCAGCUUUUGCAUGAAAAAUUCGCGACCGAUCAACAGUCUAGUGGCGUUUCGGCUCCUUCCGAAACCUGUCAUGCAAGCAGUGCCAGAGGGAAAAGGGUCGGCUUUGUAUUUUGCAUGAAAUAAAUGAGGAACGGAGAAGUUAUGCAUUGUCAUAUUCCAGCCUGCUCCGCGUGAACCAGUGCAACGAAAGUGCCGUGUAUCGCGAGAAAAAGCUACUGUCUCAGUCUCAACUUCGUCGAUGAAGCAGUCUUUUGGCAUGCUCGACAGCACGGAAGAAAUAAAAGGCGCUUCAUAUGUUGUGUUUUCUCCUUAGAUGGCACAAAACUUCGCCGCAUGUCAUCAUGGUGAAGGAGUUUGUAUAGUAUGCUGCGACAGGAGCAUGACAGGUUUGAGAGUGCUGAAAGAGUUUUUUCGUGCGAUGCCGUGAACUCGUGCUUAAACGACUUCCGGAAAAGGAUCCACCUCGCGCAGCGCGCCUUGCGGGACAGCGGGCGGCUGCAACCCCGACGGCGGUUGCGGGAGGCGAUCCCGUUUCUGUUGGCGCAGCGGUUUCUGCAGGCGGCGGAAGAAACCCGGAACCGGCACUUUUGGCAGUCGCCCUGGCCGCAGCACGGGCUGGACCGGGUGUUCCGCAUGGCGGAGAGCAUGCUGGAUAUCAAAGUGAAAAAUCCCCCCACCCCAUGCUCAAAAUAGAGGUUUGUGAUGCAGAUUUGUGGUCACAAAUCUAUCAGCUUUGUCAUGCUAGAAGGGAAAAGAUGCGGACUGUAGUGCUGGUUGGCGUGGAUAAGCCUUGCAUCUUCAGCAUUACAGGGGGCAGCUGGAAGUGGGAAACAGCAUGACAAAUUGCCUGUAGACGAGGCCACAGCUGCGUCUCUUGGCCUUCUAGCAUUACAAGUCGAUUUGUGUACUCAAAUACAGCAUCACAAAUUUCGUUUUCGAUAUGGGGAGGGGGGAUUUUUCCUUUUGAUACUGGAGGAGCACUUGGGCAAGGCGAACGAGGACGAGGAGCAGGAGCAACUGGAGCAGGAAGACCCGCUAUCCUGUGCAAAAGUAUCGUACUCGUAUCAAUGCAUUACAAAUUUCCUCAGCAUAGAAAUAAAAUAAUGCAGAUUUGCCUUGCCCUUGGAAACAAAAUUUGUAAUGCAAGACUUGCACUUGUACGAGUACGAUACUUUUGCACAGGAUGCCCACUGUUUUUCGGCCGCGGGCUGGUGGACAUCGUGCAGUCCCUGGAAAUAUCAAAUGCAAAAAUGUCUGGGUCUGGAAGAAUACAAACUUGUGAUGCGCAUUUCAGAACAGAAAAAAAUCUCUCAUGCAUAGGCAGCAAAAGUUCAAGUUGCUCACUUUCUGUCACCAGAGUCAGGGAUUUGUCAUGCGGCUUCGGCAUUGCGAACGCUUCUCGAAACUUGUGAUGCUAGAGCUUCCAUGCCAGACCUUCUGUGUCAUGCAAAAGUAGCAUGACUCUUCCAGACCCAGACAUUUUUGCAAUCCAUAGGACGACCAGAUCGAGUUGGUGGAUCCCAAACCGGGCUACGCGGACUGGCUCACCGAGGGCGAGCGGGACCAGGCGCGGGUGGCCCUGAAGCAGGCGGAAAAGAACCAGGACUACCUGACCGCGGUCACGGAGUCCUACAGUCUCGCAGUCUCCUUUGUGGACCACGAAGUGAGCCGGGUGCUGCCGUGCGCGGACAUGCUAAACAACGGCGCGUCGUUGAAGGAUUUGCUCUGGGUGCAAACUGCGGAUCACGUGAAGGUAAUCAGGUACGUGUUUCAACGAAUCGCGGAGUGCGAACGGGGUAUGCAAAAAAAAAAAGCUGUCAACACGACCUAGUGUCAGGGGCGGGUUUAGAACCUUAAUUUUGGACAUUCAGCAAACACAGCUCCCUUCGAUUCGAUAUGGUAGAAGAAACAAAUCUCGGAUGCGUCAUGAACAAAAGCAAGUUGUUGGGAAAAGAACAUAAACACGUGUAAAAACGCCAUGCGUUAGUAGUACUCAUCUUGCAUGUUGAGCAUGACAGAAAGCUUUAACAAGCUGUUUCCGCAAUACAGAUGAAGACUGGGAGGUGGACAGUUCUUUCUAGCGAUACUGGAAAAAGAGCGGCAAGUUCGGGAAUUCGAAAUCAUGUUUGGCUGCUACUUGUGCAGGGCAAAAGUAUCGCAGACACAGUAACAAGUGUAAAUCGCAUGACAAUUUUUUUCCAAAAAACAGAACAAAUGCAGUAGACAUGUAUGCCCAUGCGCAGGAGAACAAAGCGGUUCUUUCGUGCAAGAUACAAGAUUGCGAUACGUUUGCACAGGAUAAUGGUCGGCGACGUGCUCGGUAUGUAUCUAUCGUAGUCGCCUCCCGUCGGUACUAACAUGUAGUUAUCGUGGCUUUUUUCAUCUGAUCACAAAAAAUCCGUAGUGGUAUUUUUUUUUGAUUUUGGCGUUCUUUUUUCAGCCACCAUAUAUCGAAGUUAGAGAAUGCGAAUGGAAAAUUGAGCAGCACAAACUACUUGUGAAAAAAAUGCUAAAAAAUGAAAAACAGCCCUUCCCGCUCCCCGUGGUCGAGGAGGCCAUCCAGGUGCUGCAGCGACUCGCUUUUGGCGGCCUGCACUACCGGAAGGAGAUUUACAAGUACAAGGAGAACCACGACAACAGCAAAUACCUGAAGGAGUCCACCGCGAUGGAUAUUCCGAAGCACAACAAGGAAACGGAGCGGUUUAUCCUGGAGAACCCGGAGGUGACUUCGGAGGCGGAAUGCAAAAUCGAGUGGGUGCAGGUGAUGCAACCGGACCACGUGCGGCAUUUCGAGAACCACCACGGACUGCAGACCAUCGAUGAGGAAGCGGACGUCUACGGUUUCGGUACGAGCGGGCGUGGCGGAGGCCCGGGAAGGCGGUACGGUUCGGGGGAGCUUGAAAUCACGGACAGUACCAGCCUUGAUGAUAUCGAAAUGAACAAUCCCCCCUCGUCCCCAUAUCAAAACGCAGAUCUUUGUUGCGGAAUUUGUGUGCACAAUUCAAAUGCAAAUUUGUCUUGCAAUAGAGCACUGCACGCAGAUCGUCAGCCUAGGUAGGACCACCUGGAGCCUUCUGGUGCAGGCGCAUACAUAGCAUGGCAAACGUCUGCCCUGUACGUUUUACAGUAUUACUUACAAAUUAGGGCGGAAAAAUCGGCAAAUAUCAUCAUUUUCGCAAGCGCGCUUUUUGGGGGGGUAAAAAUAUUCUGGCUGUAAGGGGUGUAGCUACUGCUUUUUUUCCUGUUGGCCAUUUAGAUGUUGGCGCCGCACUUCGGUGUUACGGUCCGCCAUCCGGCCCUCCCCUUUUUCCAAUAAAACCGCCGCACUUUCUUGAAGCUCCACCCGCCUGCGGCCCUCUGGCGCGGGAUGCCGCGCCCCAUGUCCCGCAUUCAAUUCCGGACGCGCUCACAUAUCUUCUCAUCCCCCCCCUCCGACCGGAUAUGGAGAAGGCGGACGCGCCAGCAGUCGAGUGCUUCCGGGGGGGUGCCGAAGGGGGGGGGUAAGGGUCGGCUUGGGCUGCCUCUGGGCUACCUUUUUUGGGCACGCAAAAUCGGCAGUUUCCAAUGGGGAUUAGGGGGUCGGCAUAGGCUACCCCAAAGCUGCCUGAAGGGGGUGCCCGGAAGGGGUGUCCGGGAGGGGCAAAAAUGCACCCCCCUGACCACCCCCCCUGGCCGGGCCUCCUUCUCCGGGCGAAGGGCCUCGUCGAGCCCCGGUCAGGGAGGCGGCCCGGCCACUGUUCGAAGAGCGGGUCCACGACACAGCGUCCGGCCAUUUGGGCGACAACGCACAGAACGAAGGCACUGUGGCGUGCUUCUGGUCUUUGUGUUGCGGCAUCUCCAAAGCUCAGCUAUCAUGUUUCCUGUGGAAAAGAUGAAGGGACACGCGAGGCGUGUCGGCUUCCAAGAUGUUGCGCCCCCAACAAAAAGCCUAUUUUUACCCCCCAAACAAGUGCGCUUGCAAAAAUGAUGAUAUUUGCCGAUUUUUCCGCCCUAAACAAAUCGCCGGCGGCAUGGCGCGGGGGCCUCUCUGAGCCUUUCUUCUUCUGAGACAGACAGGAUUUGUGGCCACAGAUCUGCACCGCAAAUCAUCAGACGGAUACGCUUUCAAUAUGGGGAGCAGGGGGGAUUUUUCCUUGCAAUAGAUUACUACAUGGGCGGCGGGGGGUCUGGCGGGUUCAUCUCCUACGGCAAUGGGCUUCAGGUGUACAAACCUCCCUCCAUGUUCCAGUCCACGAAAAUGCAGAUCGCGAAGUCUUAUCGCUUGAAAACAAAGAAACUAGUCGUAGUCAUGAUACAAUAAAAUCGCAUAAUUCUUGCACGACGUCGCAUAAUGUGCUAGUUUCGUACUUCUUACCGGUUCAACCGAAAUCGAAAUCAGCACAAAAACUUUUAGUUUUGGGUUUCGUUUGGAAUUUUUAAUGAAUGUAGUCGUGAUGGACACACAGUUGAUGCGCAGCAUGCUACCAUAAAUGUAGUUUCCCUGUGUCCAUACAUCGCAACGGGACGCUUACAUCGACGCCCGGCGGUUCCAGCAAGCCGAUUUUGGCGUGGACAAGCACGUGGUGCUGGGCAAGAACCAGAAAGGCGUCGACUUGAAAAACAGCAAGCCCGCGAGCCUGUUGAUCUGGUACGAGGGGCAGAAAACCAUCCCCCUGCUGGAGCGCGUCGACAAUUGGCACCUGUUUCUGGACGAGUCGAUGAGUCAGGACCGGGACCACGGUGGUAGUAGCACGCGGGCCGGUGGCGCGCAGGCAACUUCGUCGGCGACCGCGACGAGCUUGUUGGCGAACAACAGCAAGAAGCAACUGACCAACAACUUCCACGAUGUGACGCAGCCGAUCAAAAACUGCGUGACGCACCUCAACGAGUGCCUGCGGUUGGCGAAGGAGGGGAAAUCCCAGUCGAAAAAGACGAACGAGAAGCAGGAAAAGGAGACUGGGGAAAAGGACGAGGGGUACGAGGAACUCCUCGAGUUUUACGGCGAUUUGACGGGCGCUUUGGAAGAUGCGGUGAAGACUCAGACCAACAGCGCUAUGGACAUGGUAAGGGUGCAUCUGGACAUCAACUGA